Molecule: messenger RNA, 1627 nt
Organism: Chondrus crispus (carragheen)
Lineage: Eukaryota; Rhodophyta; Florideophyceae; Gigartinales; Gigartinaceae
Product: fructose-1,6-biphosphate aldolase
Exons: 3
Coding region: 1-1191 (396 amino acids)
Biological process (GO): glycolytic process; fructose 1,6-bisphosphate metabolic process
Cellular component (GO): cytosol
Molecular function (GO): fructose-bisphosphate aldolase activity
Source: RefSeq, a predicted model, not a curated record
AUGGCCUUCGUCAACGCGCUCCCGCUCACCCGCCCCGCCACGAAUGUGUCGAACACCUCCUUCGUGAGCUCGCGCCCGACGCCGACCGCCCGCCGCACCCCCGUUCUCCAUCCGACGAUGUCCAUAGAGCAGUACCAGGACGAGCUCAUCGCCACCGCCAACAAGAUCGCCUCUCCCGGCAAGGGUAUUCUCGCCGUUGAUGAGUCGACCAAGACCAUCGGCAAGCGUCUGGCUUCCAUCGGAGUCGAAAAUUCGGAAGCGAACCGUCAGGGCUAUCGCGGCCUCCUUUUCAAUUGUGCAGGCCUCGGCGACUACAUCUCCGGCGCCAUCCUCUUUGAGGAAACGCUCUACCAGGACUCGGCGGAAGGCAAGCCGUUUGUUGACUGCUUGAACAAUAUUGGCAUCAUCCCGGGUAUCAAGGUGGACAAGGGUCUUUCUCCCUUGGGGAAUGCCGCUUCCUUUGAGACCUGGUGCACGGGGCUUGAUGGUCUCGCCGAGCGCGCAGCGGCUUACUACAAGCAAGGUGCUCGCUUUGCCAAGUGGCGUGCCGUGCUUCAGAUCUCGGACAGCACCCCGUCCAAGAUCUCGAUCCAGGAGAACACCUGGGGUCUUGCCCGUUAUGCCCGCACCGUCCAAGACGCCGGUCUGGUGCCCAUCAUUGAGCCGGAGAUCCUGAUGGACGGUGACCAUCCAAUCGCGCGCACCGCCGAGGUCCAGGAGGAAGUGCUCGCCGCCGUGUACAAGGCCUGCGACAUGAACGGCGUUUUGCUGGAGGGCUCGCUCCUCAAGCCCAACAUGGUCGUGCCCGGAUCUGACUUCGCUGGCUCUACGUCGCCGGAGGAGAUUGGGACCUACACCGUGCGCACGCUCGAGCGUCGCGUGCCGUCCGCCGUGCCAGGCAUUAUGUUUUUGUCUGGCGGUAUGUCAGAGGAGGAGGCAUCAGUGAAUCUGAGCGCUAUGAACAAGAUCGACCGCAAGGGCCCCUGGAGCCUGAGCUUUUCGUAUGGACGCGCGUUGCAGCAGUCAUGCCUUAAGACAUGGAUGGGCAAGCCGGAGAACGUGUCGGAUGCACAGCAGGCGCUUCUCGCGCGCGCGCGCGCAAACUCUCAGGCCAACUUAGGCAAAUACAAGAAGGGCUCCGAGCCGUCGCUGGACGCCCUCGGCACGUUUGAGAAGGGCUACAAGUAUUAGAUUGUUGGAUUAACACGCUAUGGUCUACCGGUGUGCACUAAGCGCAGGUCUGGCGCCUUUUUUGGGGGGAGGAGUUGACUUGAGCUGGACAGGAUAAAAGAGAAAAAGGUGUUUGGUUGCCGCGCCCUUGUGUGUCGUGCUGCUCUUGCCUUCUAAGAUACUUGAGUUUGUUUAUUAGACAAGGAGCCUUUUCACCGCCACGCUGGUUUUGCCUCGUCAUGACUUGUUGAGUAGAAAUGUAAGGCGAGGUGAGCGGCAGCGUAGGAAUAGUGAACGAUACAAAACACUGAGAGGGUUGCUGUAGCGUUGCCUGCCCUGCGGGGGCCUCGAUAUGUGGCAGGUUCGCAGGUGCUGGGGCGGGUGUAAAAAAACACUCAAAAAACAAACACAAAAAAGAUUGGACUGCGGGCUAUUGCUCUCAAUUUUUACAAAAAAA